CGCGACUCCGAUACCACAUGAAUGGCAAACGCACGGAUAAGGCAGAGAGAAAUUGUACGAGUGCGUGCGUGCGAGCGAACGUGCGAGAUAGGGAACACUUUGAGAGAGAGCUGGGAGUGAGACGAGCUCGACGAAGAUAUAAUAAUGGCUGUUGGCUCGCUAGUUCGCGUGCCUCCGCUUACAACUUCCGGUAGAAGCGGUGAAGAUAGCCUCCUGCGUUUAUGGGCUUCGCCGUUGCGGAGGAGCUGCGUCGGCUUCCGGAAGAGGCAACCUAUGACGGUUGAGGCGAAGGGAAAGAGAGGCGGCAUGGCCGCACGCCAGUUCCAGCGUCCUCCUCCUCCCCCCCUCCCUAAGAUUGAGGACGACGGCAACCCAAAAUUCGUCAUCUUCAUCCGAACCGCCAAUGUCUAUCUGUGGUACCCGCUAAGCCUAAUAACUGGUGGAACUACAGCAAAAAUCAUGGUUGCUGCUAAAGAUAACUUUCUGGGAAAGUAUAUUUACAAAGAUACCAUAGCCAGAAACCUUGCUGCUGUUAUUUACAAAGAUGAGAAGGAAAUUCAGAAAACAGCAUUUAAGCAAUAUCGUGUUCUGAGAUCAGCUAAAGAAUUCCGAUAUGGCUACAAGCUUGUUGAAAAUAGCAACAUACGAUCAGCGCUUUCUACAUCUGAUGUUAUUGAGCUUCCGAAGCAAGAAGAGCUAAAAACGGUUGUUGACAAAGUGAAAGAUUUCAUUGGUGACACCACAAGUGGUGCAAAGGAAUCUUUCGGCAAGCUUGCUUCCUUGGGUUCUAUGACACCUGAGGAUCCAUAAUGAACUUUGAAAACAAAGAACUGAUUGCAGACAUUUUGGAUGUGAAUCUGAUAUUUGAACCAGAUUGAGUAAGCCUCGGAUAGUUGUUUGUGUAUACACAAAGCAGCACAGACAGAUUUUUUUUAUCUUGAGUACUCGUGAUUUUUUUAAAGCCUUUGUUGGAUUGGGUUUGUAAGUAUUUAGAAAUAUUUCGUGCAGUAGAAGUCGAAUUGAAUGCUGAACUUGAUCCAUUACAUUCAGUAUAAUGAAUCAACUAAGGUUUACCAUGAUUUUUCUGAAAAAAAACUGGGAGACCUUGACUGUAUUAUAUGAUGGCAUUAAAAAAAAAAAAAGAAAGGAAUUUUGCGCA
Dendrobium catenatum is the source of this 1159-nucleotide messenger RNA. Its product is annotated as protein HHL1, chloroplastic. Lineage: Eukaryota; Viridiplantae; Streptophyta; Magnoliopsida; Asparagales; Orchidaceae. The record is from RefSeq and is a predicted model, not a curated record. The transcript has 6 exons. Bases 145 to 810 code for a protein of 221 amino acids.